This is a messenger RNA of Hypoxylon fragiforme, 4053 nucleotides long. RefSeq names its product prion formation protein. NCBI's taxonomy places the organism in Eukaryota, Fungi, Ascomycota, Sordariomycetes, Xylariales, Hypoxylaceae. Gene Ontology annotation, molecular function: ATP binding; ATP hydrolysis activity. The record is from RefSeq and is a predicted model, not a curated record. Bases 368 to 3715 code for a protein of 1115 amino acids. The transcript has 2 exons.
AAAAAAAAAAAAAGUAAAAAAUUCGAGGGGGUUCAGGCCGAUAAGGCAAUAAAGUGUUUUUUUUUUUGAAUGCGCUGCAAUUUCUGUAAUCCACUUGUCCUCAACCCUUCUUUCAUACUUCAAUCAACAAGUAUCAAGACGCUGGUUCACCGUCAAUUUACUCCCGCGCCCACGAUCGAGGGCUUUUUGGGCAGUUCUUACUGACCCUUUCUCAAAAUCUCCACUCAGUGACAUUCUUUUGUUAUCUAUUCUGUCUCUUUCUUAAUUUUGUCCUGUUGAAUUACCAGUUUUCUCCCUUUUCCCUCUUACUUCUGCCCAAAAUACCAAAAACACCAAAAAUACCAAAACACCAAUCAACAAACACCGAAUGGUCACGAUGCCUCAUCAUGUGCCGCCCAUAGUGGUCGCUCAUUCCGAUGCUCCUCCCCCACCAUCUAAGGAGGAUGUAGCAUCCAUCCUGAACACGAUAUUUACUGCCAAAACAUCCGCUGCUUCUGUCGACGCCAGUUAUGGUCUUUGCGAACUCCUUAUUAAGACUGUUGGAUUUCGAGGUCUAAACGAAUAUGGCGUACUACCCGAACUCAAGAAAGCCGCCUCUGACAAAAAGAGUGGUCUACGAAGAGAAGGUGCCCAGAAUCUUCUUGGUGCUAUAAUCGAAAAAUUCCCGCCCCGACAACCUGUGAGCGAAGUUGUCUUCCUCAUUCAAGAUGGUGGACUCGUGCCCGUUCUUUUGGAUGCCUUGGCCGAUAAGGGUACCGUUGUGCGCGAUGCUGCGCAAUACGGAAUUGAUGCUCUCUUCGGCCAUUUGAGCUCUGAGGCUCUGGUUGUCGGUCUACUGCCUGCGCUUCUCACGUACCUAUCUAAAAAGACUGGAAAGUGGCAAGGCACGGUUGGCGCCCUGAAACUAAUUCAGAGAAUGGCUGAUAAGGCGAAACUGGAAAUCGGAUCCACAAAAGAGCAGGCAGAGGAGAAAGAUAUCCUCAGAGAGGCCAUGGGUGCAAAGCUAGCUAGCCUAAUUCCCAUUGUUGAAGGGAAUAUGCACGACCUCAAAUCCGAGGUUGAGAAGCAAGCCCUUAUUUCGAUGCAGUCUCUCACGACGCUAUUGUCCAACGACGAUGUCGCCCCCAGGAUUCCUCUCUUGGUCGAUACCAUGCAUCACCCUUCUACACAAACUCUCCAGAAGGCAAUCCACGCUCUCUCGCAGACUACCUUCGUCGCUGUGGUCACAUCUCCUGUCCUCGCUCUUCUCACCCCUUUCCUUGAGAGAACUCUAAACAACCCUAGUACCGCUCAGGAGGUAUUGCGACAGACUGUCGUGAUUACUGAAAAUCUGACUAAGCUUGUCCACGAUCCCAUUGAGGCGCGAACUUUCUUGCCAAAACUUCAACCAGGUAUCAAGAGUGUCGUAGAGCGAGCACCACUACCGGAAGUGCGUGAGUUGGCUACCAGAGCAUUGGAUGUCAUGGACAAAGCUAUGGGUAAUGAUGGCGCAGUCGUGGAGAGGACCUCGGCAGAUGACGUUGCUAAGGUUCUAGACGCUGAAAUUAAGAAGAGCGGUGGACACUCCGACUUGGACAUUUACAAGUUAGCGCGCCCAUACAUCUGCGAGAUGGUCGCCGAAGAUGCCAACCACCGCCAUGUCGCUCGGAUCUCUGCCCGGAUUGCACCUUAUCUUAAAGACAUCAUACAACAACCGGAUGUUAAUGAUGCUGUUGCUUCCAGUGUUCAGCAAUAUUACAUUGCCGAAGAUCAGCGCAAAUAUGGUGUUCCGGAGAAGGAGGACGAUGGAGAGAUCGAGAUCGUCAACGCGGACUUCUCCUUAGCAUAUGGUGGUAUGCUUCUUCUGUCUCAUACAAACCUCCGUCUUCUUAAGGGACAUCGUUAUGGUCUUUGCGGCCGCAAUGGUGCUGGCAAGUCUACAUUGAUGAAGAGUAUCGCUGGUGGCAAGCUAGAAGGCUUCCCUCCUCAAGAUGUCCUUCGUACAUGCUACGUGGAGCACAACCAAGGAGAAGAUGCCGAUAUCAGUAUCCUGGACUUCAUGGCCAAAGAUCCUACUAUCGCAUCUGAAGGCAGGGACAGAAUUUCCGAAGUCUUGGCCGAGUUCGGUUUUACGGCCGGCCCCGAAGGCAAACAGCAUCAGAAAGUCGGGUCUCUUUCAGGUGGAUGGAAGAUGAAGCUAGCUCUUGCUCGUGCAAUGCUGCAGAAAGCUGAUGUCUUGUUGCUUGACGAACCUACCAAUCACUUGGAUGUCGCCAAUAUCGCUUGGCUAGAAACUUACUUGAAGACUCACACGGAUAUCACUAGUUUGAUCGUUUCUCACGACUCAGGUUUCCUGGAUAACGUGACUACCGACAUCUACCACUAUGAGCCUGGAAAGAAACUUGGCCACUUUAAGGGUAACCUAUCCGACUUCGUUAAUAUCCGCCCCGAAGCCAAGGCAUACUACACUCUUUCUGCCAGCAACGUCCAGUUCAAGUUCCCACCUCCGGGCAUUUUGAGUGGCGUGAAAUCACAGACACGAGCCAUCAUUCGAAUGACAGGAGUGUCCUACCAGUAUCCAAAGGCACCAAAACCCUCCCUAGCUGACGUUUCAUGUCAACUAUCACUUUCAUCCCGCGUCGCUGUCAUUGGACCCAACGGUGCCGGAAAAUCUACUUUGAUCAAGCUGUUGACUGGUGAAGUGAUUCCGACCGCCGGAAGGGUUGAGAAACAUCCCAACUUGCGAAUUGGUUACAUCAAGCAACAUGCCCUUGAACACGUGGAAAUGCACCUGGAAAAAACGCCAAAUCAGUACCUACAGUGGCGAUACGCCAAUGGAGAUGACCGAGAGGUGUUCUUGAAGCAGACUCGUAUUCUUUCGGAUAAAGACCGAGAGCAGAUGGAGAAAGGAAUCAAUCUCAAUGAUGGAAGGGGCGUACGCCAAAUCGAGGCCCUCGUUGGUCGACAGAAGUAUAAGAAAACACUUCAAUACGAAGUGAAAUGGAAGGCAACCCUCCCAAAGUAUAAUUCGCAGGUGUCUCGAGAGACUCUAAUCGAAUGGGGUUUCGAUAAACUAGUACAAGAAUUCGAUGACCAUGAGGCGUCCCGUGAAGGUCUUGGAUACCGGGAGCUUCAACCUACUGUCAUUUCUAAGCAUUUCGAGGAUCUCGGCCUUGACCCCGAAAUUGCUAAUCACAACGAAAUCGGCAGUUUGUCAGGAGGCCAAAAGGUCAAAGUCGUUAUCGCGGGUGCGAUGUGGAACAACCCCCAUUUACUUGUGCUUGACGAACCGACUAAUUUCUUGGAUCGCGACUCUCUUGGUGGUCUCGCGGUUGCAAUCCGAGACUUCAAAGGCGGUGUUGUUAUGAUUUCCCACAACGAAGAAUUCGUUGGUGCUCUUUCCAGUGAGCAGUGGCACAUCAAUGAUGGGCGUAUGAUCUUGAAGGGCAAUGUUUCUAUUGCUACGGAUCGCUUCGAAGACAGCAAACCAAACAGCGGUCUCAACAGCGCCAUCACUAGCGGGGUCAACAGCACAGCGGCAAGCAGUGCUGUCAGCAGCGCCGUUAACAGUGGGGUUGAGGAUAAUACACCACUGAAAUUCAAGGCCAAGAAGAAGAGGAAGAAGACGAAGAAGGAACUGAAGGAGCAAGAAGUUCGGAGAAGGCUGCGUCAUAUCGAGUGGCUCAACAGCCCCAAGGGGACCCCUCACCCAACUGAUACGGACGACGAAGAAUAGGUUGUCACGCCUUAGUCGUCUUUCUCACGAUAUUUCCGGCGGCUACGUUUUUGGCGCUCAGUUCCAUUGAGCACUUGAGUUUUCACUUCCGGGCUCGAUUCUUCAUAGCCUGAGGUAUCUAUCCCUAUGGGUACCUAGGUAGGCUAAAUCAUGAAUAGCAUUGUAGAUGCUUGGGAAGUUGGGACAUUCUGGCCCCACGACGAAUAAGGGUUUCAUAAAGGCGUUCAUAUAGAAGAGAAGGUUGGUUGAAUGGCAUUGAUAGAUCAAGACUUUUCGUAUUUGUGAAGACGAGACGACAGAAGUAUUACCGGAUGAAUAGACUUAAAAGUACCUACCUA